CUCGCCACCCAAAUUCAUCAAGCUCAACACGAUCUCGAUUCGAUUCCAGUUCAUCCAUCCAACGCCUCCCGCCUGUACGUAUAGAAGAAAGAAGGAAGAACCGUCACCGUACGUCCUCGCCAGUACAAAUAAUGGCCCUGCUCAAAGCCGCGCGCGUCGCCGAUGUGCCCACCCUGGACGUGGUGGUGGCCCCCGGCCUGGUGGCGGUUGCCAAGGCGAGGAGCGCCGCGGCGGUGGGCGGCCGGUUCUCGGUGAUCGGGCACCGCGGCAAGGGGAUGAACGCGCUGGCGUCGGAGGACCCGCGUCUGCGGGAGGUCCGCGAGAACACGGUCCGCUCCUUCAACGACGCCGGACGAUUCCCCGUCGACUACGUCGAGUUCGACGUCCAGGUCACCAAGGACGGGUGCCCAAUCAUCUUCCAUGACAACUUCAUCUUCACACAAGACGAUGGUAAGAUUUCACAAAAGCGUGUGGCCGAUAUUCAGCUGGAAGACUUCCUGCAGUAUGGGCUCCAGAAUGAGCAGGGGAAGGUUGGCAAGCCCCUGCUUCGCAGAUUGAAGGAUGGCAGGAUGGUGAACUGGAACGUGCAAUCAGAGGACGCUCUUUGCACACUCGAAGAAGCGUUCGAGAAGGUCAAUCCAAGGUUGGGCUUCAACGUCGAGCUGAAAUUUGACGACAGUCUUGAAUACACCGAGGAAGAGCUCACUCGCAUCCUCCAGGCCAUCCUGAAGGUGGUUUUCGAGUACGCCAAGGACAGGCCUAUACUUUUCUCCAGUUUUCAGCCCGACGCUGCGCAGCUCAUGCGCAAAUUGCAAGGCACAUACCCUGUCUACUUCUUGACGAACGGAGGGACGGAGCUAUACGCCGACGUGAGGAGGAACUCGCUGGAGGAGGCCGUCAAGCUGUGCCUUGCCGGUGGCCUGCAAGGAAUAGUUUCAGAAGCCCGCGGGAUCUUCAGGCACCCUGCCGCCGUGCCAAAGAUCAAGGAGGCUAACCUCUCCCUGCUAACCUAUGGAACAUUGAACAACGUGCCGGAGGCGGUGUACAUGCAGCACCUCAUGGGAGUGAACGGGGUCAUCGUCGACCUGGUGCCGGAGAUCACCGAGGCAGUCUCUGAGCUCAUCGCCCUGCCCGAGCCCGACCUCGACCUGGAAGUGGGCAGCUUGAGCAACCAGGCGGCAGCUAGAGGAGCCACAACACCGAAUUUCUCGCAGCGCGAGAUCUCGUUCCUGCUGAGGCUUAUUCCUGAGCUUGUCCAAUAAUGCCUAGACUUCCUGGUGUCUGUCUGUCUGUCUAUCAUGGAUGAAUUGACUAAUGUGUUACUGAUGUACUGAUCCGCAUACAAGAAAAGAAGCCCUUGUGCAGGGUAUUAUUUGUUGUCGUG
This is a messenger RNA of Zea mays, 1384 nucleotides long. RefSeq names its product glycerophosphodiester phosphodiesterase. The record is from RefSeq and is marked provisional. Gene Ontology annotation, molecular function: phosphoric diester hydrolase activity. Gene Ontology annotation, biological process: glycerophospholipid catabolic process. The transcript is spliced from 7 exons. NCBI's taxonomy places the organism in Eukaryota, Viridiplantae, Streptophyta, Magnoliopsida, Poales, Poaceae. The coding region runs from base 132 to 1262 and encodes 376 amino acids.